AUGUCGGACGAAACCUUUAAUUCUCUAAAUGAUCUUCAAGAAUACUACCUAAGUAGCUUCCACAAGGUCUUCAAGACCAUCAAUAAUACGUCACUUUCUAUUCAAGAGAAAAAUGUGUUGAUUCGAUGUGUCUCGAGGAACUACAGUAAUAGUUUUCAUGUUACUUUGAGCUCCCUAGUUAAUGAGUAUAGUGGAGAUCAAUAUAUAUUUGAAGGAAAUUCAAGCAAAAAUUCGUCGUCGAAGGAGGUAUCGAUGAGAAAUUGUAAGGGCAAGAACAAAGCAUUUUCUAAGGAGUCUCGUAAUUUUCUAGAACGUGUAUUUGAGAGAAAGAGGACUUUAAAUUCUAGAGAAAGGGAAGCUGUAGCAGCUAAUUGUGGUUUGACACCGAUUCAGGUUAGAAUAUGGGUAUGUAACUCUGGUUAA
This is a messenger RNA of Zygosaccharomyces rouxii, 423 nucleotides long. It is a transcript of the gene HMRA1, whose product is annotated as Hmra1p. Lineage: Eukaryota; Fungi; Ascomycota; Saccharomycetes; Saccharomycetales; Saccharomycetaceae. The record is from RefSeq and is a predicted model, not a curated record. Bases 1 to 423 code for a protein of 140 amino acids. The transcript is spliced from 2 exons. Gene Ontology annotation, molecular function: DNA binding.